Caenorhabditis remanei is the source of this 1215-nucleotide messenger RNA. RefSeq lists its product as uncharacterized. The record is from RefSeq and is a predicted model, not a curated record. Bases 1 to 1215 code for a protein of 404 amino acids. Lineage: Eukaryota; Metazoa; Nematoda; Chromadorea; Rhabditida; Rhabditidae. The transcript is spliced from 5 exons.
AUGAGACUCACACUGAUCCUCAUAUGGAUCGUGGUUUUCUCUGGACUCCCCUCACUCGUCAUUUCCUCAGACUUCUCUUCGAAUGCCACCAAAACCCUUGUCCCUCAAAUGACUAUCGUCGAGAUGAUCGAAACGUAUACUGUCGAAACCAUCAAAAACGAAACGAAGAAAGAAAAGAAACCAACCUUAGCCUAUAAAAUCAUGAACAUGGGUUCGGAGAACAGCUGGCGAGGAUUGUUGUACGGCGUCCGUACUAAGAACAAGACCUUGCGUGUCAAAAUUUCGAACAUCAUCCCUACCUACUAUCUCUUCCAAAGCUGCAAUCAAACCUUCUGGCAGUCAAAUGGACCAAUCGAGACUGCAGUUAUCGACUUUACCAUGCCAUGGAUUCAAUAUCUCUGGAAGCUGUUGAGAACAUGUGAUCCCAAAAAUCAAUUCUUCGUCUUUACGGCUGUCGACAACUCCACAUUCUCCAUAAAAUCUGAUGCUCAUGUCGAUUUGUUCGAGUACAACACUACUCACACCCCCAAAGAGACUGACCACAUCACUAACGAAGUCCGUAUUCGUGGGCGCAACAAUUCUCUCUUCGAUGUCAGAAUCAACGGAAUGAUCGCCAGAGCCCUCCAGUCCAACGGUACUUCUGAAAUCCGCAUCGCCGCCACAGGGUCGCCACUGGCCAUCCACUUCCAGCUCGUCAAGUGUGAUCUCUUGUUCAACUUCACUCUCAAAAUUCGUCCGAACGAGAUGUUAGUCGUUGAUGAGAAGCUUCUGAACGUGUUCAACAUGCUGAAACACACCUACUGCUCAAAUGGAACUGAGGAUGACUUGAGCUUCCAACUGCUCUUGAAUUGGCCUCCACGUGCCAUCACCAAAUCGAUCAAGUUCGUUCUCUCUCCCACAAUUCCAUCUUUGAUCUAUGUCCGCCGCACCAACAGUUCUGGUGAUGAAGAUGACAUGGCUCUCUUCUGGUACGGUGUAUCUCUGACUCUUGUCUUCCUCUGCCUCUCAGCUACCAUCUUACUUCUUGCUCUUCUCUACCAUAUGUCCUCUAAGAAAGCCGAAUAUUUCGUCACCACGGAACCGGUUGUUGCCUACCGUCGUCGUCAACCAAUCAUCCAGAAACGCCUUUUCAAGAGAAGUAUUGUGGUUAUUGAGCGACCCAGUGACGUGGAGUCACCGUGUGACACGGAGUCACCUGAUGACAACGAGUAUUGA